GAAAAUGCAAGGAUAGUUCGAGUCCAUAAAUCAGCCUGCCACCUACUUCCGUACACUACGAAGCAUCCUAUGUAAGUGAGGAUUCUGGCCCUCCUUUUCGCGACGACUUGUUCCUGAGGGGUACUAUACAUGCUCAGUGGUCGCGCCAUGACGCGCCCAAAUCCGGUCCUUUCAUCCAACUAGCUCGAUUAUCCUGUCCUUCAGUCUCGCAGAAAGUGCAUCCUGCGACGCAGUGCGCCGACAGACACCAUGGCCGGCCUUCUGCGGUUCCGGUUCCUGGCGAUCGCCAUCAUCUUCCACUUCGUGUACAUAUUUUCUAUAUUCGACAUUUACUUUGUCAGUCCCAUCGUUUCAGGCAUGCGCCUCUUUCAAGUAGAACGACCAGCAUCGCGUCCAGCACCCGCAAAUCGCCUGGUCCUCUUCGUCGGAGAUGGUUUGCGCGCCGAUAAAGCGUUCCAAUCGCAUCCCGAGCCUUAUCCCGAGUCCGAUGACGACCUUGUGCCGAGACCCCUUGCACCUUUCUUGCGGUCCAAGGUGCUGGAGCAGGGGACCUUUGGUGUUUCCCACACCCGAGUCCCAACCGAAUCGCGACCCGGCCAUGUCGCUCUCAUUGCUGGCCUCUACGAAGAUGUCUCGGCCGUCACGACAGGCUGGAAGAUGAACCCUGUUAAUUUCGACAGUCUCUUCAACCGUAGCCGGCACACGUGGAGUUGGGGUAGUCCCGACAUUCUGCCAAUGUUCGAGCACGGCGCCGUCCCGGGCAGAGUGGACGCCUACACAUACGGGGCCGAGCUCGAGGAUUUCUCUUCCGAUGCCCUUGUGUUGGAUUACUGGGUGUUUGACCAUGUCAAGGAUUUCUUUGCGCAGGCUCGGACGAACAAAACGCUUAACGAUGCGCUGAGGGAGGACAAGAUAGUCUUUUUCCUCCAUCUUCUAGGAUUGGAUACCACAGGACACUUCUACCGGCCCUAUUCGAAGGAGUACCUCAACAACCUCAAGGUGGUCGAUAAGGGGGUACGCGAGAUUGUGGAGUUGAUCGAGAACUUCUACAACGACGAUCGGACCGCCUUUGUCUUUACGGCCGACCAUGGCAUGAGCGAUUGGGGCAGCCAUGGCGACGGCCACCCGGACAACACCCGGACUCCUCUGAUUGCUUGGGGCUCAGGGAUCGCCAAGCCCCAGCUGUACCCAGGGGAGGUGGCGCCAGGUCAUGACGAAUACUCGGCAGACUGGAAUCUCAACCACGUCCGGAGACACGAUGUUGCACAGGCCGAUGUCGCAGCGCUCAUGGCCUACCUCGUAGGCGUCGAAUUUCCAGCCAACUCUGUCGGCGAACUUCCCCUGUCAUACUUGACUGCUGACCUCAGAGAAAAAGCCGAGGCAUCCCUCGUCAACGCGCAAGGAGUCCUCGAGCAGUACCGCGUCAAGGAGGAAAAGAAGAAGGCCACAGAGUUGAAGUACAGACCCUACAAGCCCCUGAGCGACCCAGGGUUAGAUCCGGAGAGCCGUGUUGCUCACAUCCGGCAGCUCAUUGACACUGGGAAUUACGAGGAAGCCAUCGAGGAGUCAGCCGCUCUUAUGAAGGUCGGUCUCGGCGGUCUAAGGUAUCUGCAGACGUACGAUUGGCUGUUCUUGAGGGCUCUCAUUACAGUAGGGUAUCUGGGAUGGAUAGCAUAUGCACUGACUGUUGUCAUUGACCUGCAUGUGCUGCAUGGACGUCUGCAACCAUCCAGGACCCUGCCUGGGGCCGUCAUAUUUUCGUCCGCCUUGGCCGCGCUCUAUGCGUCCUUCGUCAUUUCGAAGUCGCCUCUCACUUACUAUGCAUAUGCCUUCUUCCCUGUAUUUUUCUGGGAAGAAGUAUAUGUUCGCCGAGAGAGCCUAGUAGAAGGCCGCAAGCAGCUAUUUGGACAUAUCAAGUCUGGUGGGAACCUCGCUUCACUGGUUUCCAACUGCGCGGUCUAUGUUGGAAUCAUCGAGUCGCUGGCUCUGGGAUAUAUCCAUCGCGAGAUCCUGACAAUCCUAUUCAUCAUCGGCUCCUUUUGGCCGGUCGCCUACGGCCUCUCAUUCUUGCAACGACACCUCGCCCUCUCCGUUACCUGGUUCCUCUCGUGUUUAGCCAUGAGCACGUUUACGUUGCUUCCAGCCAUGAAAACUGAGGAUGUCAAUCUCAUCAUGAUCGGUGGCGCAUUGAUGGUCCUCGUCGGCGUUCUCUACCUAGUCUUGGAGGACUUCAUCCUCUCUGACUUUGGACGCUCAGAGAAGCCUCCCUCCCCGAGGAAUCAUACUUCGAGGACGAUCGUAGGCAUCCAAGUUGGCCUGACCUUGCUCUCCAUGAUCGUUACCCGCUCGAGCGCACUGUCGCUGCAGGCCAAACAGGGCCUGCCCCGUGGAAACCAGAUUGUUGGUUGGGUCGUUCUUGUCGCCUCGUUCCUGAUGCCACUGGCAUACCGCCUCCAGCCCAAUAACCAUUACAUGCACCGGAUCCUAGUCAUAUUCCUCACCUGUGCACCCACCUUUGUCAUCCUGACCAUCUCGUACGAAGGCCUCUUCUACCUCGCUUUCUCAGCCAUUUGCGUCAGUUGGGUACGACUGGAGCAUGCCGUAUAUAAGUACCCGUCCUCCUUCUCCGCAACGACGGCCAACGGAGCUGCACCCAUAUCGGCAGCAGCAAACGGCUCAACUUCAGCCAAGAAGACGCCGUCAGCAGAAGACACCCACCAUCUGCCCGGCCCGUUCCGCGCCUUGACGGUCCACGACGCGCGCGUCGCCCUCUUCUUCUUUGUGCUCCUCCAGUCGGCCUUUUUCAGCACCGGCAACGUCGCCUCCGUCUCGUCAUUCAGCCUCGAGAGCGUCUGCCGCCUCAUCCCCAUAUUUGACCCCUUCUCCCAGGGUGCUAUGCUCAUUCUCAAGCUCAUGAUCCCCUUUGCCCUUCUUUCGGCCAAUUUGGGCAUACUCAACAAGCGGCUCGGCGUGGCGCCCUCGGCGCUCUUCAUGGUGGUCAUGGCCAUCAGCGACAUCCUGACGCUCUACUUCUUCUGGGUAGUCAAGGACGAAGGGUCAUGGCUCGAGAUUGGGUCGACGAUCAGCCACUUUGUGAUUGCGAGCUUGUUGUGUGUUUUUGUAGCGGCCCUCGAAGGGGUUAGUGCCAUGUUCAUUGCCGGGGUUGAGGUUGAAGAUGAUGUUGCGAGGGUGCUAGGGGGUGGUGAAGCUGCGGAGGUGUUGCUGGAGAAGACUAAUGAAAGGUUUACGGAGGACGUGACUAGUGAGGCUGCAGUUGACGCUCCCGCCGCCGCCGCCGGUGGGAAGUGAGAUGACACUUGAUUUUCUUGUACAUACAUAUGCCCUUUAGACGCACGAUAUUUAGAGCAUAGAGUGCAAUUGAUAUGUGAUGG
Molecule: messenger RNA, 3392 nt
Organism: Canariomyces notabilis
Lineage: Eukaryota; Fungi; Ascomycota; Sordariomycetes; Sordariales; Chaetomiaceae
Product: PigN-domain-containing protein
Exons: 5
Coding region: 250-3309 (1019 amino acids)
Biological process (GO): GPI anchor biosynthetic process
Cellular component (GO): endoplasmic reticulum membrane
Molecular function (GO): mannose-ethanolamine phosphotransferase activity
Source: RefSeq, a predicted model, not a curated record